Molecule: messenger RNA, 1510 nt
Organism: Lactuca virosa
Lineage: Eukaryota; Viridiplantae; Streptophyta; Magnoliopsida; Asterales; Asteraceae
Source: the annotation of a GenBank genome assembly
CACGUCUAAACUUCUCUUCUCUCCCUCACUUCUUUUCAAACAAUACAUUAUACAAAUAUGGUGUUUUCAAAAGCCGAAAGCCCAUUCUACGACAUCAAGGUCACAACGGUUGGACCAGGAUACAUAUCUGGUCAAAAUGCGGUUCAAGAACUAACUGGCAUGGACUUAGCCAUGAAGCUUCAUUACAUACGAGCCGUUUACUAUUUCAGAAGCCCAGCUUUUGAAGGGUUAUCCAUUGUCGCUAUUAAGGAGGUCAUCUUCAAGUGGCACAGCAAAGCUUAUAUCCCUUGUGGUCGUUUAAGAAGGGCUGAUUCAGGUCGACCAUAUAUCAAGUGCAAUGACUGUGGAGCCCGGAUGAUCGAGGCUAGGUGCAACAUGACCCUGGAUGAGUGGCUCGAGUCGGUAGAUGAUGAUAAACACAAACUUCUUGUUCCUAAUCCUGUACUCGGUCCCGACUUGCCUUUUUCUCCACCGGUUUUUAUGCAGUUAACCAUGUUUAAAUGUGGCGCGACAUCAGUUGGGGUAAGUUGGGCUCAUGUACUUGGAGAUGUUUUUUCUGCUACGAUUUUUAUGAACAUGUGGGGCGAUGCCACUAGGGAUCUUUAUCCUGCACAACCACUCCUUAUGGUUCCUUCACAUAAUGAGGACGCUAAAUACAAAAGCGCAAUGAAGGAUCCGCUUGCUAUAAAACGGGUCGACCCAGUAGGUGAUCUCUGGGCCACCACAAAUGACACGAAAAUUGAAAAUUAUUCUUUCUAUCUUUCUUGGCCCGAGUUAACCCGUCUACAAUCAAAGAUAUGUGGAGAUAAUGAUCAUCAAACAAUUCCACCAUUCGAGUCAAUUUGCUCUGUGGUUUGGCAAUGUUUAGCGAAGGUUAAACAAGGGUCCAAAGUGAAUACUGUGACAAUUUGUCAACGUGACUCACAAAAUUCGUUCGAAGGGGUUAUGACCAACAAAGCUCAAGCGAUUAAGGUGGUAGAAACAGAAGAAUCUGUCGAAGAAUCUAGCCUAAUGGAACUUGGGUUACUCUUAAUGAAUCAAGGCGUGGAUGAGCGGAAAAGUAUUGAGGAAACAAUGGAAUCGGAUGGUGGAUUAGCAGACUUUAUAUUAUAUGGAGCGAAUUUGACUUUUGUUGACUUACUUGAUGCCCCAUUUUAUGAUCUAGAUAUAAGAGGAAACACGCCUGUGUAUGUAAAUUGUGUUAUUGAUAACGUUGGAGAUGAAGGUGUCGUGUUCGUUUAUCCAGCACGAAAGGAUCAGUCUGAUGGGAUGAGAGUCAGCAUUACAUUGCCCCAAAACCAUAUUUCAAAGCUUAAGUCGAUGCUUAAGAAAGAAUGGUCUCUCUUCUGAGAUGAAAACACAUACAUGUAUUACGUACUCAAUUUAUGUAUAUUGUGUGCACGACUAUAUGUACCAGUAUGUAUAAAUCUUGGGCUAAUGUGUGUUGCCCAUCAUUUGAAAUAAAUCAUUUAAUCCUGUUACUAAGACUUAAUUAUAGAAUCCAUGAGUG